Molecule: messenger RNA, 768 nt
Organism: Talaromyces stipitatus ATCC 10500
Lineage: Eukaryota; Fungi; Ascomycota; Eurotiomycetes; Eurotiales; Trichocomaceae
Exons: 2
Coding region: 1-723 (240 amino acids)
Source: RefSeq, a predicted model, not a curated record
AUGCCAGGAAACAUGCUCAGUGAGCUGAAGCUGGGCCAACCUCGAGAUCUGACACCAUCAACCUGCACACCUAGAAAUGCGGCCACAGGACAACCUCCUAAGCCACGCAUACGGAGAUCAACCAAACGCCCUCGUCGGUCAUGUCCGGGGAUGCAGACGUAUCGAACGAAGCCACCUAACGAAAGUGGUGAUCCCGACCACUCAGACGAUCAAGAUUACGUUGACCGACCACAACAUGAAGACGACCGACCCCGUCGCACAAACAGACCAAAACAUCAGCCCAUCACAGAUAGUAAUUCAGUGAAACCGGAAGCGGAUAUCGUGAUCAAAAUUGGAAGCCUGUCACUUCCAGACUUGAAGACUGGUCAGCGAGGAGUCCUCACUUGCGAGUUCUUUUCGUCACAGAUUAUGUGUUCCUUCUCGUGGACAUCACUCGGACGCUGGAGAGGCAAGCACAGGAAGAAGUGGACUGAGGAGGAGAAUUUUCGGUUGAAGUGGCUAAGAGAAGAGGAAAAUCUGCCAUGGUCGCAAAUAAAAAAGCACUUCCCGGACCGGACGGCGGGUGCAAUCCAGGUUCAAUACUCUACCGCGCUCAAGGCUUCAGCCUCAACGUCGUCCGGUAUGACUCCAAAUGAUGAGGCCGAUCGGAAUACUACCUUCUCGCCAAAUCGUAGGCAGUAUUCUCGUCGGCCCCGGCGAGCUGUGGAACGUUAUUCGCCGUAGGCAUUUUGUGAUCGAAGUAUUUGAUAGAAUUGAGCCAUGGAGUUU